AUAAAAUGUGUUGGCAACAAAAAUGCUCAAUAGAAAAUUUUUAUCAUUUUUUUUAUCACGUUUUUAUCAGUCGGUAGGUAUUUUUGUUUUGGAAUUUUUUGGAGAGAACGAGAGUAAAAAUUUAUAGAAAAAGUUUCCCUUAAAUUAUGCUGAUAUAUAUCGUAAUAAAGUUGUAGUAAAUGUAUAUUCCAAUUCAUCUUUCGUCUUGAAAUCAUCGACAAUUCAAUCUGAGUGAAUACAUCAACUCAAAAAAAUGGUUAUCAAGAAUGCUGUAGGAGCAUGGAAACUACUUGAUGGUAUCGUUUGUAUUUACAAAUCUCCACCUUCCUACUCAAUGAAUCACCUUCGCCAUGUAUUUUUUCAGAAACUAUCUGAUCAUCUCAAUUCAUUAAAGUGUAGAGAUGUGAAAGAAUACGUUGAUAUUAUUGGAGAUACUUCCAAAGAGUUGACAGUUCGCGUAACACAAAAUUAUGCCGACCAUCCAUUAGCAGUGGGCCCUCGUUAUAUGCCACAAGAUUUUCGUUGGAAAUACGUUAAUUUAUUGGGAGAACGAACCACUGGUCUUUGUGUUUUAGGAGUUAACGAAGGAUGUCAAUUUGCUCAAGAGUACAAACAAGCACAACCUUUGAAAGUAUAUCAUGUUAAAGGACGUUUGGGUCUCUUAACUAACACAUGUUUUGCUGAUGGAAAACCCACUUUUAAAUGUAACUACAAUUUUUUAACCAUCGAUGAUAUAAAUCGAGUGGUUGCUGCAGUACAAGCCAAUCAUCAAAAAAAUCUGUUUCACUUGACCGGAGUAGAUUUACAAAGUCAGAGCGCGUAUGAACUGGCCUCCUCAGGACUUAUAAGACCAGCAGUAAAGGAUGCUCCUGUAAUUUAUAAUAUAAAGUGUAUUGAUUUCAGUUCACCCGAUUUUACUUUAGAAAUUACUAGUUUGAAUGAAGAUGAAGAAUAUUUGCUCAAGGUGAUUUUAGAUGUUGGAUAUUUUUUGAAAAAUGUCGCAUCAACUGUGUCAAUACGUUGCAUUAGAGUGGGAUUUUUCAACAUAGAAUUAGCUUUACUGAAAAAACAUUUCACAGUAGAAAAUGUACUCGAAAAUAUGAAAAAGUGUUAUAAUAUAAUUGAACAAUCUAAGAAGAUGGACGUCGAACUUCAAAAACUCGAAGGAAACUCAGCAUCGCGCUCUCAAGAAAUGAAAGAGGAUGUCGAAAUGGUUGAUGAAGAAUUGUUAGAUUUUGAUCCGCAAUUGAAAGCUCAUUGAAUUAAAUGUAAUUUUUUGUUUGUUGUAUUAAAUUUUUUUCCAUAACUAA
Messenger RNA from Planococcus citri (citrus mealybug), 1310 nucleotides. Its product is annotated as pseudouridylate synthase TRUB2, mitochondrial. The transcript is spliced from 5 exons. The record is from RefSeq and is a predicted model, not a curated record. Lineage: Eukaryota; Metazoa; Arthropoda; Insecta; Hemiptera; Pseudococcidae. Gene Ontology annotation, biological process: pseudouridine synthesis; RNA processing. Bases 254 to 1261 code for a protein of 335 amino acids. Gene Ontology annotation, molecular function: RNA binding; pseudouridine synthase activity.